Messenger RNA from Triplophysa rosa, 1663 nucleotides. RefSeq names its product high mobility group 20B (gene hmg20b). Gene Ontology annotation, cellular component: nucleus. The record is from RefSeq and is a predicted model, not a curated record. Bases 124 to 1029 code for a protein of 301 amino acids. Gene Ontology annotation, biological process: regulation of gene expression. The transcript is spliced from 9 exons. Lineage: Eukaryota; Metazoa; Chordata; Actinopteri; Cypriniformes; Nemacheilidae.
UCGCCCCGCCCACCACGCCUCACAAACCAAUCAAAACCAUUAAGGAACUGUCUAUCAAACCAACGUUUGCACAUGAGCUAGCGUUUGAGUCAAGAAAACAGACAACAAUUUAGGGUCUUUGUUAUGGGGGGUGUGAAGCAAGAGCAGAGUGAUGCGCCUGCAUCUAAAGAUUCUCAACAUAUUGACGCACAGGAGGAGAGCAACCAAUCAUCUUCUCAGCCUGUUAAGAAGCGAGGCUGGCCAAAGGGGAAGAAGAGAAAGAAGGUGUUACCUAAUGGACCCAAGGCUCCGGUUACUGGAUACGUGCGCUUCCUGAAUGAGAGACGGGAACAUAUCCGGGCUCUGCACCCUGAUCUCCCCUUUCCCGAAAUCACUAAGAGGCUCGGCGCAGAAUGGAGCCGCCUGGCCCCUAACGAUAAACAACGUUAUCUAGACGAAGCAGAAAGGGACAAAAUGCAGUACGCUCGAGAACUCCGAGAGUAUCAGAAGAGUGAGGCGUACCAGAUCACGUGCGCUAAGGUCCAGGACAAGAAAAUCAAGAGAGAGGAGGUGACAUCUGUCAUAAUCAAUGCCAACAGUUCUGGAUCAGCAGGUUUUAAGACUUCAGACCUCUCCACCAGAUUUGAUGUUCCUAUUUUCACAGAAGAAUUUCUAGACCAGAACAAAUCACGAGAAGCGGAGCUGCGACGACUACGUAAAGCAAACGUGGAGUUCGAGGAGCAGAAUGCGGUUCUGCAGAAGCAUAUUGCCGACAUGUUCAGCGCUAAAGAACGACUGGAAGCAGAGCUGAGCCAAGAUGACCUCCGCACACAAUCGCUACAGCGCCACCUACUUACGAUUAAACAGACACUGGUCAGCAGCCUGGCCACUGUGCCCCUACCAGGCACAGGUGAGAUGCCAUCUAUCGGAACUCUGGACUCGUACCUGAGUCGCUUGAGUUGUGCUUUAGAGAGUAGACCGCACGAGCAUCGCACGUUAGUUCUCAAGCUACAGGAGCUUCUUUCUCACCUUGACAGUGAGAAACUUUGAAAGAGUCUACGGUUGUGCUGCGAUUUAUGAGUUCUCCAUCCGCUUGACCGAGGCCUUGGGAAGGGACUGUGACGUGGGGUUCGGUCGUGUUGCCUCGUAAGGUGCAAUGCAGUUUCAUUGAAAAUGUGUAGCUCAUAUAUGAGCUAAUUCUUGUAAUGCUGGCAUAUUCUAAAUGCAUUGGCAUUAAUCAUCUAAAACUUCUGUUAAUGCUGUUUUUAUCAUUACAGCUGCUCAAUGAAAUCCUAGAGUUCAUGUAGAGCCAUGGACAGCAUGGUUCUUAAAAGGCAUGCUAAAAUGGUUUCAAUAUAAUAUUCUCUUUACUAACCAAUUGUAAUGAAAUGUGAAAGUGUAGUAUUUUAUAUUGAAUGACCUAGAUUCUUUUUGCACAGUGUUGUGCAUUGCAAAAAAAAGGAAAAACACAUUGUAAGUAACAUUAUAUUUUUGAAUGUGUUCUUUAAAGAAAAUGUAUUUUGGCAGUUGAUGGAUAGAAAAAAAGGCUGAUCAAUUCUAGAAUUUAAAUAAUUUACACUGCUUAAGUGAUGUACUUGAAUGUUUUUUUUUUUUGGAUUUCAUGGAAUUAAAUUUUUAAUAUGAAAAGUUUUUUGGAAAAGAUGUUGAAAAAAUAAAAUCUUGC